AUGAUCGACACGAUGACUGGAAAGAACCUCGCCGAUUUUCGGUUGGCCGACAACUACCUCAAGGACCUUGAAACUAAGGACCUUAAAACAGUGGCGGUCACGAGCGUUCCGGAGAUGAAACUGUUGAAACUGAUCGGUGAUGAUGAGGGGGUGCAACACAAAGCAUUCAACUUUGCUUUUGAACGCCUAGCCAUCCGGGGGAUGGCCGAGAGCGAGUGCUCUCACCCCGCAUGGAACUCAUUCAAGAAAAGUUUAACAGCAGCGGGCCUCACCAUGGACAUCAUGAAAUUGUCGAUAUGUAACUUUGAUCAUGGUGCCUACAAGAGCGGAGACAAGCUUGAGAUGAAGCAGGACGCAUUUGCUCUGUUCCUCGCGGAACAGGAGGAUGAAUAUUUCCAAGGCUUCCAAGAAAGGGUGGCGGCAGACCGCAACGAGCCAUACGAGCCCGACCUGCUCCCAAGGGACACCCUGCAGGACUGGCUGCAAACCAAAGCCCUGCAGAACAGAGGCUUGUACGAGCGCUAUGGUCCCGACGAUGGACAUGAUGCUGGUGAUGCUGAAGAGGCGGAAGAGAGGGCACCCACCAGCAAGAGCGAACUCUACGAGAUCUUUGGGAAAAAAGGGCCGAUUCACAUGGUGGCCGGGUUCAUGGCUGACCGGUCGCUUCAGGAGACAGCCCGGCUGGUGGUGGAGAUAGCCCAGCCCCUGGAACAAGCGUAUCAUGACACGAACACCUUGCUUCAAGAAGGCUGGGAGGAGCAAAUGCGUUUUGCUUCGGAAAGGGCCUUGGGCGAGUAUGUGCGGACAGUGGUCAUGAUUCUCUGGACCCUGCAGAAGCCCAAGCUGCAUGACAGAUUGCAGAUGACGAAGGCGAGCAGGGCGGCAGUGCCGGACGAAGUGCCCGCUUGGGCACAGCAUGAGCAGCAUUUGCUGCUGACAUGCGUGACGUUUGCAGUUGCUUUGGCAUCCAAUGUGCUUUGGAGCAACCUUCACCACUGGAUGAGCUUUCCGCACAUCCUGGCGGGGCUGUUGGUGGCCGACAAGAAGAUCCGUGCUGAGGUUCUUCGGCAUGCACGCCGCAUCGCCGAAACUGUUGUGGCAGCAGAAAAGCACGCUGAAUCUGUCGGAGGAGCCGAAUGGAAGGAGAUCUUUGUCGACCUGUGGAAUAGACAGCCGCUGGCUCGAGAAGUCAUGGGGCUUGUUUUGCAGGGCGAGACCAGGUCGCUGUUGCAGCUGGCACGGCGACUAUAUCAAGGUACCCCUUCAACGAAGGAUGUUCUGGAGAAUUGCUUCGCUUUCCUCCACAGAAAGGCAACGGUCCACUCCACCAACUUUAAAAUGUCUGAUGCUUGCAAGUACUUGUAUGCCAUUGGAAGCCCGUACUCCGCGACCGGGGGCGUGCCACAGAUCAAGCCGGACAAGAAGGAUUUUGCUACAAUCCUUUCCCCGACUGGUCUGCCAGACAGGGAGCUCGCGAACAAGACCAUGUUUGCCACCCGAGCUACGCUUCCGAAGCCUGAGGUUUUGCCACGUCCCGGGACAAUCUUUCAUGAGAAAUGGAAGAACUCUGGACCGUUGGCACAGCAGCGAGCUGCCGCCGCAGUUUCCUACCUGUGCGAAGACAGAGCGAAGUCCUGGGCCAACAUCGAUCUCUGUUUUCUAGGAUCGCUGUUCGUCAGCGGCUGCGUGUUCGUUCACACAGAAGCGAACGAAUACGUGUUGAGCUUGGGUUUUCGCAAGUGGGCCGCUGUGGGCUGGCCACUCAAGGUGAAGUUCAUGCAUUGUUUCGAGCUUCGUGGGCCCUGGCGAAUGGUUCCCACCCAACCGCUGCUUCGCGCAUUCACCCCCCUUGAGUUGAACACUCCGUUUGCAUGGAAAGUUUGUGGGCCACCAGAACCUCUGCUGGAAGCCGCGCUGAAGAACGGAGUAAGCAUUGUGGUUCCACACCUGAAACAGAUCUGUGCCAUGCUCGGCGUGGAAAUUCCACGCACCGGCGGCGGCAAGGGCGGCCGAGUGCUGAAGGUGGAUAUUGCCAGCGCAUUGAUCUCUGCCCUUUUCGCAGAUGCGAGUGACGACGAGAGAUCAAGAAUGAUUUCUGCGAUUUGCGGCAACAGCCAGCAGAAGGCCCCCAAAGAGUCGGAGCGCGAAGUUCUCGAUGUUGUUGCGCAGUUGGCAGAAGAGGACCGCGAGUGCCACGAGUUCAAGAAGGUCGCGAAGCUGGCCCGGGAAAAGGUGCAAGAGUUGGAUCGCAAGCGGACCGAGAAGGAACUGCGAGCAAAGAUUCAGGAAGAGCGGGGGGCGCCAAAGGCGGUACGUCCCGAUGCUCCCGCUCAAAAUGCAGCCGAGGCCGCAAGGGCGGCGACAGAGGAAUCAAGGCAGCGACCGGCAACUCCGAGGCAGGAUGCGGCUGCCGCCGGGCCUCCCGAUCCCGCAUCAGUACACCGCAGGAGAAGCAGCACACCGGCUGAAUUGCGAGAGCUCCUCUUCGAGGAUAUGAGGGCGAAGGUGACGCUGAUGCGUGACGCCGGCUCUUAUGGCUAUCGAGCCUACUACCCGAGCCCGGGCCUGUGUCGUCGGGUAUAA
Messenger RNA from Symbiodinium sp. CCMP2592, 2583 nucleotides. The record is from the annotation of a GenBank genome assembly. NCBI's taxonomy places the organism in Eukaryota, Dinophyceae, Suessiales, Symbiodiniaceae.